Haliotis rufescens (red abalone) is the source of this 6775-nucleotide messenger RNA. RefSeq names its product EF-hand domain-containing family member B-like. Bases 232 to 2013 code for a protein of 593 amino acids. Lineage: Eukaryota; Metazoa; Mollusca; Gastropoda; Lepetellida; Haliotidae. The record is from RefSeq and is a predicted model, not a curated record. Gene Ontology annotation, molecular function: calcium ion binding. The transcript is spliced from 9 exons.
ACGUCCUUCACCUUGCAACUGUUGCUAGGGUCACCAAAACAAUAGGUUGCUUCUUUGCAACUUUUCGUCGACACACUUGUGUCUUAUGUCUGAUUAGGCCUCUGAUCGUGUGUAACUACUUUGCCAUUUAUUAUUAUGCGCAAAGGAGAAUUCAUGUCUGUUAGAGUUCAGCAGUGACUUUAUUUAAGCGUUUAUUGAAAGCGACUUAUUACUGAUUUACUAAUCACCAGCAUGGCCUCCACAACAGCGGAAGCUUCUGUCCGUUUUCCAGAAAUACAGACACGAACCAUAUAUGCUGGAAAAUACAAAGAUUGGACCCCUCAGUAUCGUGCGGCUGGGAAGCUGACAGCAACAGGAGACACAACAGAGCUAUGUCUGAAACCACCAGAGGACAGACCAGAAAGUGCAGAUGUCAUCAGGCGUUUUCGUGCCAGUGUGCAGCCAGGUGCAGGUGCAAUGCGAGUGUUUUAUGGAAGAGCUCGGGAUCCUCAUAGACGUUGGGCAGCAGAGAUGACCCAUGGGGUCAGCACACGACCUUCUUUCACAUCCGGAGAACUUGUGAAUCCACACCCCAAAACUUUAUUCAAACAACGCCUUUCCGAUAGGAAAGAGAAUAUCUAUGCAACACACAUCCGUGCUCCACUCGGCGUAUCACAUGAUCAGAGGCCUGGACUUCCGCCAAGACUCGACUCCCGCACCUUUACAUUCGGGAUCCCAACCGAACUUGAUAUCGGUGCUGGUGGCUUGAUAAACCCCAGAAAGACGUAUGAAGAAGUAGAGAAAGAGAACGUAGUUGGUCACGAUUUGUAUAUCAAAACCCAUGCUGACUUUGAGGUUGGAGAAAGAGUACAGCGAUGUUACACGGCACCAAGCUUUGACCCGAAGAACAGAUUUGGAAUACCAACACCUCAUGCCAACGAUGGGCGUCACGUGAGGCAGACACUCAAGUGGCUCCAUGAGACAGAGUCGGAGAAGGCGUCGAAGAUCGUGUCCAAAAGAGUGGAUGACUUCCGGGAAAGGACACAGCCUCAGUUGGGGAAGGUUCAUGACCCAAUCAAGGACACCCUGAAAGUGACGCCAGACCACACGUUUGGUAUCCUGCUGAAGCCUGAUGAGUACGGUGCCGGUGACCUGAUACACAACCGGUCCCCGGGCUCCUACCUGCGUGGCAGCGACCGCCAGCAGGGGAUAGUUGCAGCCACCAGGCAUCAUCUCAAGAAGAUGAACUACCACAACUUCCACGAUCUACUUCAUGCUUUUAGAUUCUAUGAUAAGGACAAUUCAGGGCAGAUCAACAUGGUGGAGCUGCGAGAUGCCUGCUUCCAGUUCAACCUGCCUGUGGAGCCUGAGCUGCUGGAGCAACUCAUGGACACCUGUGAUGUGAACAGGGACGGCCAGAUUGACUAUGUGGAAUUCUCCAACUUCCUCAACUGGAAAGACAAGAUUGACUCAGGAUUUGGCGAGAAGACAGAGGACGCACCUGCUGUGAGUGACAGCCAGGUGGUUGACGACAAGGACCUGGUCCCCAAGUCCCCCCAGAGCCAGGACAGCACCCCCCGGAGGCUGCAGAAACAGGUGGACAAGGCUAUCGGGGGACACAGGACAAGCGCCAACAUGAUCAAUGCUGUGGUCGGAGGUUUCAGCACUCGAGAUUAUCGAACAUAUGGAGUUCCCACUAUCAGGACUGACCGCUCCGCGCCACGCAUCCGCCGUGUGGAUGACCGCACCAACUAUGGGGAUGAGUCCAAUGCCUAUGGCCUCCUCAACCCAUCCAUUUUCAGCCAGCAUGGAGUGUAUGAGAAGGACUUCCUUCUCCCCAGAAGCCAGCAGGAGGUACGGGAUGUCUUCACGCAGGUCGGCGUCCACAUGCCCGGGGAAACAUUUGAGAGUGUGUGGAGAUGUGCGGCAGACAGACACCCAAAGGGACACGUCAGUCUGGAGGCUUUCAGGAACGUCCUCGAUGAUAUACAGGCUGAAGACAUCAAAUCUGAAAAUCAUCCCAUGGCAGUCUAAAAUAACAGUUUCAAUGCAAUCUUAUUUAUCUAUUUAUUAUCUUAAAGUGAUUUAGUGUAUAACUUUUUAUAUUUUUUGGUAACAAACUUAAUGCUCAUGGACAUAAUAAGAAGUUGAAAUGCUCUGGUUGUAAACAUGCCAGUAUAUUACAAGGAAACUAUUUUAUAUUUGUUUAUCAGUAAUUAAUGUCCCAGAAGUGUUCUGAUAGAUAACACAUGAACUGAUACAGUUCCUCCUGCAUGGUAUUUAUACAUUUCUAAGUCACAAAUAUUUUAUUUCUAUACAAUAUGACAGGGGUGAUUAUCAAUGUGAUAGUUUCAGUACAACUUCUGUCAGGAAAUUUAUGUUGUAUGAAUGACAUGUAUCAAAUCAAAGAACGUCCACAGUAUUUGCAAAGAUUCAGUAUGGAACACUUCCAUGAUAAUAAUUCUACAUUUCUUGAGCUUCGAAUAGUUUUUUCUCUACAAUACAACUGUAUGCUUAUCAAUGUGGUACUUUCAGUACAACUUCAGUCAGUAAAUGAAUUACAUGCGUAAAAAAUGGCUACAGUAUUUGCAAAGAUUCAGUAUUGAACACAUCCAUGAUAAUAACUCUACAUUUCUAAGCCUCAACUAUUUUAACACUGAGUGAUACACAAUGUGGUAGUCAGCUGUAAAGAAGUUUCUCUACAAUUUCAGUCAAUAUCUCGUCAGUACAACAGACAUGUUAUACAGUAUUGCAACAGACUAUAUCAGUAUUUGCCAACAUUCAGUCACACUUUUUGUGAACAGCAUUUUCCAAUACAGCGCACCAUCAAAAUUAGAUGUUUUUGUGUCAUUUCACACAUGUAGAAUGAACAUGUAUUAAUAUAGAUUGAUUGCUUCUAAAUCAAAUAUCGUAACGCAACCAUAAUCAAAAUAUUCGCUGGUCAAACUACACUAACAUAAUGGGUAAAAAAAAUGUGGAUUUGUUUUAGUCAUGUAAUAGUUGAAGUAUAUUAUUUUGAAAUCCUCAGGUGUGAAUCUAAGAUGCAUUUUGUAAUCUCAAAUGUAUGCCAUAUAUACUGCCGGGCAAAAGAAAGUAUACACCCAUGUUUAAUGGUGGGAAAAACUGAAACAAACAAGAAUGGUUAUUGAUGGGGAUGUAUUUGAUACGGGUAUUAUAGCUGUGCAGGGUUCAUUCUCGGAAUUUUCUGACACGGGCCCUUUUUGUGAAAAUUUCAAAUAUUCCAGAGGUACACCCACACUUGCCCAUACAGCACAAUGUUAAAAUGUGACAUGGGCCCUUUUUGUGAAAAUUUCAAAUAUUCCAGAGGUACACCCACACUUGCCCAUACAACACCAUGUAAAUGUGACAUGGGCCCUUUUUGUGAAAAUUUCAAAUAUUCCAGAGGUACACCCACACUUGCCCAUACAGCACAAUGUUAAAAUGUGAGUACUUGAAAAUGUGGGCCUUUUUUCAUAUUUAGGGGCUAAAAGCACCAAGUCCCACCCUAGAAUUAUCCCUGGUUGUGUUUUGGACCUCAAGUUUGCAGUGUUUUGGCGACUGCUUUCAGCCUAGUAACAUUCUGAUUAAAUUUGUAACAUUUAGUUCAAAUCAGUUUGAAGUUUUUACUUUCUUUGGCCCGGCAGUGUAUUUGUUUACCAAAAUUUAGGUGAUAUUUCCUGAUAGAACUUAGAAUAAUGUGUUCCAUAUUAGUAUACGAUUGAUUUGUGAUGCAAAUGAUGUGAUGUGAUAUGUCAGCUGAAGCUGUCACUAGAAUUUGCCAUCAAACGAAGUACCAGUUUUAAACCCUCCAAAGUAUUAUUUUGAACAACGAAACAAUAAGAUCAGCGUUAUGACAACGGUCAAUAGUAUUACAACCCAAUAAAUAAACACGAGAAGCUGCAUCAAGCUGUGGCAAUGUAGUAAGGUUUUUCCUGUCUUAGAAACUCAUUUUUACACCCGCACUUCAAUAUUUUUAUCAGCACAAGUAUUUUUAUAUUGAUUUGUUACUAUUUAACAAUAUUUCGUAAAAUAUCAAUUGCUAUUAUGCAUAUUGUCAACCCCUGUUGUUUUGUCACAGGUUUUCCUAGUUUUACCAUGUGAAACUGUUGUCAUUGUUACGUGCCAUUUAGCAAAUGAUGAAGAUGAACGCAUCAUCAUCAACUUGAAUAGUGAGACGUGUACAUACAAUCCUUUUAAUUAAGAAAAUAUACUACUCAAAAAAAGUUAAAGAACACCUGUUUUUUGCAUAUGACUAUAGUUAAUUUGUCAUGCCAUGACAGGUUAACUAUGGUCAUAUUAAAAAAACGGAUGUUCUUUAACUUCUUUUGAGUAGUAUGUUACACCAUAUCUUGUCAUUUUCAAACUUCUGCCACAUGGCUCUUUUCCACAUACAGAUUGAGGCUUAAUUGUUAUUUAUUCUAACCAUCUGUCUGGGUUGUAGCUAAAUAGGAAAUAAAUUUUACAGAAGUUUGAAAAUAUGUGUUUCAAAUAAGCAGCAAUAGUCGACGUAAUAAGCGUCCAGGGCUCUCUCAAAUUUAGAAAUAGGGGGCUCUUAUGAGAAUAUAUUUUUGGUGAAAAAAGAACAGUUGAAAGAUCGUGAAUUUCUAGGUUUAUGUACCUUAAAUGAUACAAAAGAAAAAUCUGCGCAUAUUAUACACGAAUAUUAUCCAGAAUUCAAUUGCCCAUAAUUAAGGGUGCAUAUAACACACGAGUGCGUAUUAUACACGAAUAGAUAAGUACAUUGAUCAAUAGGAAGAGGUGCUAAUUAGGAUUGUUCACUAGCCAAUAUAUUAGAUAAUAUCACCGUGGGCGCUUAUUAGAGCGGGGAGCUUAUUACGUCGAAUACGGUAUGUAUAGACAGAAGAUCCACUGUAAUGUUCAGCCUUUAGUUUGUAAACAUUCCAAUUUGACACUACAAUUGAAUCAGUAUUAAUGUGUUUAUCUUCAGCAUAUAUUUGUUGAUCCAUAUUGGACAGCUUUAAGCUAACUUCAUGGACAAUUGUAUUAUCAAUAUUCUCCCUUAAUGGAACUGAUGAAUAACUCACGACAUUCAGUAUUGCAGCAUCCCCCUUCUCCCACCGGAUGCUAUUGUCACCAAGAAAAAGUAUUAACAAAGAUUAUAAAACAUUAACACCAAUCCUUUCUUCCACUGGAAUGAUGUAAACACAUGAUGAACCGCGAGUGAAUUGAGAACUGGUUCCAACACCUCACUAUUGAGGGUCUAUAGUAUACUCCACCAGAUUCCUAUAAUGACACUUGCUAUGUAUAUCAAUAUCAAUAUUCUUGUCAAUAUGUUGUCAGUGACAUUUGUUCUGACAUUGUAAUAUGUCAGUACCAUUCAACAACAUGCUAGUACACAUUUUACAUGUGUUUGUCAACAGUAUUUCACAAUGCAGGACUAUAUUUUUGACUGUAUGGCAUAAUAAUUUGCUUUAUUCAAAUAUUUGGUAUAUUCAAAUAUUUAACAGUUUUUCCUUUUUGAAGUUAGAUAGUCCAUGUCAUUGCUUUUUUCAAUGAAUGAAAAUUGAUGUUGUAUGAAUUAUAUGCUUCAAAUCAAAGAACGUCCACAGUAUUUGCAAAGAUUCAGUAUUGAACACUUCCAUGAUAAUAACUCUACAUUUCUGAGCUUCAAAUAGUUUUUUCUCUACAAUACAACUCUGUAUGCUUAUCAAUGUGGUUAUUUCAGUACAACUUCAGUCAGUAAAUGAAUGACAUGCAUCAAAUAGAAAUGGCUACAGUAUUUGCAAAGAUUCAAUAUUGAACACUUCCAUGAUAAUAAUUCUACAUUUCUAAGCCUCAACUAUUUUAAAACGGAGUGAUACACAAUGUGGUAGUCAGCUGUAGAGAAAUUUCUGUACAAUUUCAGUCAAUAUCUCGUCAGUACAACGGACAUGUUAUACAGUAUUGCAACAGACUAUAUCAGUAUUUGCCAACAUUCAGUCACACUUUUUGUGAACAGCAUUUUCCAAUACAGCGCACCAUCAAAAUUAGAUGUUUUUGUGUCAUUUCACACAUGUAGUAUGAACAUUUAUUAAUAUAGAUUGAAUAGUAUCUAUAGUCAUUUGAUUAUUUCACUUGUAUUUUCUAAUUAUAUUUCUUCAGUUUGUCAUGACUAAAUAUGCCGAUACCUGCAUCCAUAUUUGGUUAUUUUGAGUGAUUGUGCAUUAAAAUAUAUAUGAUUAUAUCAAAAGAAAUUAUGUGCAUUUUUCACAUAUAUUCACUGUCCCACCGAUCUAGGCCUGUACUCGCCAGACCGCCAUCUCAUAAACACUUGUCACAGCUGGUUUAAUUGUGUACAUGUUGCCAGGGUCACAGUCAAUCAAGUAUUUAAUUUCCACAACUGUGUCGACAGCCAGCAAACACCAUGUGACACAGGACUCACUCGGACAUGGUAGCUGUUAAAUUGACUUCUUACAAAGCUGAUCAUCUUGAUGACAGGUUUCCUUUUCACGGAACGACAUGGCAUGUGACAGUGGUAUGUCUAUCUAUGAAGACUCCAUUGACUAUGUUAAUUUGAGUAUAUUGGUAAUGACAUUGUUGUGCUGAUUGCUUUUAGAACAGUUUUGAGGCUAUGGUGAGAUGAGGUAUCGGUGUUCUGCUUUACCAGUGUAGCUACAUUGUUGCUUUCUGUACCCAGGGAUUCAGAAUCGAGCCAGUGGAAGAUGAAAACUGUGUUUUGAUGUUUUGUAACUGGUUUGUAUUUUUUGAAACUGUGAUACAAUGUAUAUCAACUAUGUGCCACUUAAUCGACUUGUACAAAGUAUUUGAGUGUAAAUAAACUAUAUUUAAUGUGGAA